CUUUUAUAGAGUUUGCAUAAUAGCAGUUAUGCAACUGCUACCAAAAGGUCAAGAAGAAGUUUAACAGCACGGGGCUUCUCUCUCUCAGGGAUUCACUUUGGAUUUAUCUGUGCCAUGGGGAAAAGCUGCCGAGUCAGCAAGCUGUGCAUCCUGUUCGUGGUCUUAGCUUUGGUCUCCGUGGCAACCAUUGUCACGUUGUGGACUAUUGCCCUGACAGGAGGAGGUGAUGGUGAUAAGGUCAUAGCUCCUUGGGACAGCUAUCGUCUGUCCACUGAUUUGGUCCCUGACUACUACAACAUCAGCCUGUGGCCUCGUCUCAGCCCUGAUCCAAACACUGGCCUCUACAUUUUUACAGGCCGGUCCACUGUGGAGUUUGAGUGUGUGAAGGAAAGUGAUCUGAUCCUGAUCCACUCCAACAAACUCAACUACACUAAACUGGAUAACACACGCAACGCUAGGCUCAGUGCUUCAGGUGGUGGAUCUGCUCCCACUAUUAAGUCCAUCUGGCUGCAGCCUAAAACCCAGUAUCUGGUCAUUGAGCUUACCAGUAAAUUAACUCAAGGACAGAAGUAUCAGCUUUACACAGAGUUCACUGGAGAACUAGCUGAUGACUUAGCAGGCUUUUACAGGAGUGAAUAUGAAGAAGAUGGAGUGAAAAAGAUUGUUGCCACCUCUCAGAUGCAUCCAACUCAUGCCAGAAAGACGUUCCCUUGUUUCGAUGAGCCAGCUAUGAAAGCUGUUUUCUACAUAACUCUCAUCCACCCCCCUGGAACUGUAGCCCUGUCCAAUGGCAUGGAAAAUCAUAUUGUUAACAUCACUAUUAAUGGAGUAGCUGUGACACAGACCACGUUUGAGCCCACCAAAAAAAUGUCCACCUAUUUACUGGCCAUCAUUGUCUCUGACUAUGGACACAUCAAGGCUACACAAGGAGACACUCUGAUCCGUAUCUUUGCUCGUAGGACGGCCAUUGACCAGAGACAAGGAAACUACGCCCUCAAUGUGACUGGACCCAUACUGGACUUCUUUCAGUUGUACUAUAACACCACUUAUCCUCUGAGCAAGUCAGAUCAAAUUGCUCUGCCAGACUUCUAUUUCGGUGCGAUGGAGAAUUGGGGUUUGGUGACGUACAGAGAAACCCACCUUCUCUAUGACCCUGUGACCUCCUCCAACAGAAAUAAAGAGACCACUGCCAGCAUCAUUGCUCAUGAAUUAGCACACAUGUGGUUUGGAAACCUGGUGACUCUGCGCUGGUGGAACGAGGUCUGGCUGAAUGAGGGCUUUGCUUCAUACGUGUCUUACCUGGGAGCAGACUGCGCUGAGCCUGCAUGGAACGUGAAAGAUUUGAUAGUGCUUGAUGACGUCCACCGCGUGUUUGCAGUCGAUGCUUUGACCUCCUCUCAUCCUCUGUCUUCUAAAGAAGACAGCAUCAUCCUUCCAGACCAGAUCACUGAGCAGUUUGAUGUCAUCUCAUACAGCAAGGGUGCAGCAGUGUUGAGGAUGCUGUCUGAUUUCCUCUCAGAGCCUGUCUUUGUCCAGGGACUAAGCAGCUACCUUAAUUACUUUGCCUACAGUAACACAGUAGGGAAUGACUUGUGGGAUCAUCUACAAAUGGCGGUGAAAGCCAAUAAUGUUUCACUUCCUCGUCCAGUCUAUGUAAUCAUGAACCACUGGGUGCUCCAGAUGGGCUUCCCUGUGGUUACCAUAGAUACUGCCAGAGGAGAAGUUUCCCAGAAGCACUUUCUGCUGGAUCCACAGUCUAAUGUCACAGUGGAAUCACCUUACAACUAUGAGUGGCUGAUUCCUGUUAGGUGGAUGAAGUCGGGUGUGGUUCAGAGUGGUAUCUGGUGGCUGAUGGAAUUGGAAGCUGAAAACUUGGACAUGAGGGUGCAUGACAGUGCUGAUUGGGUUCUGGCUAACAUCAAUGUCACCGGAUAUUACCGGGUAAACUAUGACCUUGGAAACUGGGAAAGAUUGUUGAUUCAGCUGAAAUCUGAGCACAAGAUUAUACCCUUGAUAAACAGAGCCCAGCUUGUGGAUGAUGCUUUCAAUUUGGCCAGGGCUCAGGAAGUCACCACUACCCUGGCUCUGAGGACAACCUCCUAUCUGUCUAUGGAGACAGAAUACAUGCCCUGGCAGUCAGCUCUGGAUAAUCUCAACUAUUACUACCUCAUGCUGGACCGUACUGAAGUCUAUCAGCCCAUGCAGGACUACAUGAAGACGCUGGUAACUCCCCUCUUCCUGUACUUUAAGAACGUGACAUCAGACUGGGCCAAUGUUCCUGACAAACACACCGACCAGUAUAACCAGGUGAAUGCCAUCCGUAUGGCCUGCAGGACUGGAUUAACAGAAUGCCAGAAACUGACCAACACAUGGUUCAAACAAUGGAUGCAGAGCCCUCAUGACAAUAUGAUCGAUCCCAACCUGCGUUCAGCAGUGUACUGCAGUGCCAUAGCAGCAGGUGAUGAGGCGGAGUGGAACUUUGGCUGGUCACAGUUCAAGAGCGCUACGUUAGCCAGUGAGGCCAGCAAACUUAUGUCUGCACUGGCCUGCACCAACAAGACAUUGCUGCUGGAAAGGUAUCUGUCUUACACCUUGAACUCAACUCUGAUCCGUAAGCAGGAUGCCACCUCCGUCAUCACAUAUGUUGCCAGUAACAGAGUGGGACAGAACCUGGCAUGGGACUUUGUCAGGGAACAGUGGGAGUACAUGUUCACACAAUACGGUGUGGGCUCUUUCAACUUUGCCUCUCUGAUCAGUGGCGUCACACAGAGGUUCUCGACACCUGCUGAACUAGAACAGUUGGAGAGGUUUGUGGAUGAGCAUAAAACAGCAGGGUUUGGCACUGCCACGCUGGCUGUGGAGCAGGCCUUGGAGAAGACCAAGGCUAACAUCAACUGGCUGCAAGAGAACAAGCAGCAGAUUCUGGACUGGUUCAACAGUCAGGCCAAACACACGCAAUAACACUCUGCGCUGCAGUGUGUGAGGUUUUCAUUUGGUAACCAUUUUGUUAGUGCAUGCUCAGACUGCCUUUGUUAUAAUAAACAAACUGAGUGUUUACUAAAAGACCAAAUGCAGAACUGACUCCUUAAUGUCCUUUCACCUGAACAUGGCGUAUAUGUCUUGAGUUGUUGCAACAUUUUUAAUACAUCUCUAUAAAAUCCUCAU
Molecule: messenger RNA, 3165 nt
Organism: Larimichthys crocea (large yellow croaker)
Lineage: Eukaryota; Metazoa; Chordata; Actinopteri; Sciaenidae
Product: aminopeptidase Ey
Exons: 23
Coding region: 115-2961 (948 amino acids)
Biological process (GO): proteolysis; peptide catabolic process
Cellular component (GO): plasma membrane; cytoplasm
Molecular function (GO): zinc ion binding; peptide binding; metalloaminopeptidase activity
Source: RefSeq, a predicted model, not a curated record